This is a messenger RNA of Lolium rigidum, 1116 nucleotides long. Its product is annotated as benzoate O-methyltransferase-like. The record is from RefSeq and is a predicted model, not a curated record. The coding region runs from base 1 to 1116 and encodes 371 amino acids. Gene Ontology annotation, molecular function: S-adenosylmethionine-dependent methyltransferase activity. Gene Ontology annotation, biological process: methylation. The transcript has 4 exons. NCBI's taxonomy places the organism in Eukaryota, Viridiplantae, Streptophyta, Magnoliopsida, Poales, Poaceae.
AUGGAUGCAACAAGCGGCGUUCGCAUGGCCACUGGCAACGGGGAGAACAGCUACGCCGUCAACUCCAGGCUCCAAGAGAAGGCUAUUUUGGAGACAAGGCCAGUGCUGAGGAAGGCCAUAGAAGAGGUGUACACGUCGCUCUCCACCCGCCGGAGCACCAUGGUCGUCGCCGACCUCGGCUGCUCAUCUGGUCCCAACACUCUGCUCGUCGUCUCGGAGGUGAUCGGCGCGAUCUGUGCCUAUACUCAGAAAGCAGAAAAACGUGCACGUGACGUGGAGGUACAGUUCUUCCUGAAUGACCUUCCAGGGAACGACUUCAACCUCGUCUUCCGCUCAAUCGAGCACUUUGAGAACCCCGGCGGCAAAGAGGCACCACCAUACUAUGUCGCAGGGCUGCCGGGAUCCUACUACGGGAAGCUUUUCCCUCGCCAGAGCGUUCAUCUCUUCCACUCAUCCUACUCCCUCAUGUGGCGUUCCAAGGUCCCGGAGGAGAUCUCAAGCUGCGCUCACUUGAAUGAAGGCAACAUCUACAUUGGAAAGACUACUCCGCCGAUUGUGAUCAAGCUGUUCCAAGAACAAUUCCAAAAGGACUUUGAGUUGUUCCUAAAAUUGCGCUCCAGUGAGCUUGUGAGUGGAGGCAGAAUGUUGCUAACACUUCUUGGUCGAAAGAGUAAAGAGAUGUUGAUGCAUGGGGACGUUAGCACCCUGUUUGAAUUGGUAGCCAAAUCUCUCCAGUCUCUGGUACAAAAGGGGCGUGUGAAGAAGGAGAAGUUGGACUCAUUCAAUUUGCCAUACUACGCCCCAUCGAUGAAAGAGGUGAAGGCGUUGAUCAACAAGAAUGGUCUCUUCGAUGUUGAGAACUUUAAACUCUUCGAAUCGAAUUGGGAUCCUCGUGAUGACUCGGAAGGUGACAUUGUACUUGAUUGUGCCAGCAGCGGGGCAAAUGUUGCCAAUUGCAUCAGGGCCGUGUUAGAGCCACUCAUUGUAGACCACUUCGGUGAAGAUAUUAUCGAGGAGCUAUUCAUGGUGUAUGCAUCCACUGUUGCAAAGCAUCUGGAGAAAGCCAAGGCAAAGUAUCACAUCAUCAUGGUGUCAUUGAAGAAGGCCAUGCGUUGA